AUGGGGAAAAAUAUCAGUGAAAAAGUAGAAAAAGUUAGAAAAAUUUUAAAAAAAGAAAUGGCAGUUGUCUUGGUAAAAACUGAAGUAUUCAAGAACAAUAGAAUGAUUUCUGCAUUAUACGACAAUGAAGAAGAAAUGGUAAAGGGCAAGCAAUGUGAUGUGGGAGGCAAUGCAGGAAAGCCUACUUACAUGCAUAGGGCUGAAAUUUUUAGAAGAAAUCUAGUUAAGGAGCUAAUACAUGGUGUGAAACUGUGGGACGUGCCGCUGGGAAUGAAAAACAAAGAACUCAAAGAAGACCUAGAAAAUAAAUAUGGUGAAAUAGAAAGACUAACUAUGAGAGUUAAUAACAUGUGGCAAUCUGCAGUUGCUAUCUUUAAAGAAAAGGAAGAUGUAAAAAAAGACAUGGAAAAAUGGAGCAUUAUAAUUGGAGAAGACUCCUUGAGGGUUAUACAAAUAGAUCAAACAGCUAAUAAUCUCAAAUCUAGAGGAGAACAUGCAACCAGAAUUAUCGGUCUACCCAAUGGUAUAACAGCACGUGAGUUAUGGCCUCAUGUAGAAAAAAUUAGAGCGAGAACAUGUUAUAUCCCAAGAACAAGAACAUAUAGACGAAAAAACGAAGCAAUUAUCUCGUUUGAAGACUAUGAAACAUGUAGAAAUUCUUUAAAUGUUUCCUGGAAAUUUGGAGAAUUCAAUAUUAGAAUUGUUGAUAUACAAACUAAAAUGUGUCACCGUUGUCAUGCUACAGACCAUUUGGUUAUCGAAUGUUCACAAAAAUUAAAGGAUAACGAAAUUAAAGAGAAAAAUGUAGAUAGACUAGAUAAAUUUGAACCAAUUUAUAAACGACUCAAUUCAAGAUUCUAUAAUAUCAUUAAUAAACAGAUAGGUAAUAAAACAUACGCAGAG
Molecule: messenger RNA, 903 nt
Organism: Diversispora eburnea
Lineage: Eukaryota; Fungi; Glomeromycota; Glomeromycetes; Diversisporales; Diversisporaceae
Source: the annotation of a GenBank genome assembly